AUGCCUCGCGUUGCUGGGCGUGGGCGUGGGCGUGGCAAUGGUAGUAGCACCCCUGGCGCACAACCCAAUGUUCACGAACACGGACACCCUUCAGUCAUCGCCCCCUUUCAACCAACUCCGUUUCAAACAAGUCAAAGUGACUCGGGAGUCGCGACGGAACGUCGUAUCGCUGCAAACGCUAUGUUACAGACAGAAGGUCCUGCUGUCGACACGUUGCAGCACCAUCAAUCUCGCCGCAGAACAGCCCAGUUACCGCCGCAAGAGCGCCUUAGGCCAUACGCGAUCCCAUCCUCAAGUUCACGCACCUCCAGCCAGCGAACGUCGUCGAGGGCCUCGAUGAGCACAAUGUCUCUCGACGACCUCGACGACAAUGGAAGCAACUCACAGCGUGCGAGGCGUGGCUCGAGGAACGCUACCAUGAAUCCCUCAAAUAUCGGUUUUUACAGUGAGAAGGAUAAAAAUAAUAUAUAUCUUGCUCGGAAACUCAUCGUGCUUGACAUGAUCCUUGAGUCUGGGUGGGAGAACGAUCGCAGGGUGCUGGAGGCCAUCGCCACCGAGUGCCUCUCUUCAGCAUGUGUGAGGAGCGGCCAUGAUACCGAGCCUACGACUAAAGUCCUCAAGUUUAUAAUGGACGAACUCUCAAACAUACGAGGAAAAUUGGUUCAAGAAGCCGAAAGCUAUCUACCGGCCCUUGGGCUUCAGCCCGACUCGGGUACCAUAAUUGGAGAAGACGACACGGCGCGCAUAAUAGCGCGUGCGAAUGUCCUGCUGGACGAAAGAAACCUUCAAGACUACUUUUUGCAUGGCUGGGACUCUGAUUGCUCGAAGAUACUUGUAUUUUCGUCCAAACCUUACUUCGAUUUUCAUGAAGGCUUUUGGUUUGGGCGAAAUUCGCCUUUCAUCAACGACCCAGCGUCGAGAACGCGGAUCUCAAAACCCUCAUGGUUUAUGUAUGAACUCUCGGGCGCCGCAUUGAAUUGUGUCAUACGCCGUAUUGCAACAGGCCAGCUAUCGAAAUCGAAAAAAGUGCUGUACUUCACCACGGACGAGUUUCAGCCAGUCGCAAUUGGAAUCCGGAACGCAAUGAAGCGAUAUUUGGAUUGCCCUGAGCUUGAUGACGGUGAAUUCUUACCACGCAUCACCGCUCACCAUGAGCACUGUUUAAGAGUUCUUAGGUCUCGUACUGGGGAAGGAUCGCCUAUGAAACAAUACAAUAUAUAUGUCCCAUCCUCCUCAUCGGAACUAUACCGAUCGAGGACGAAUAACUCCUCAGCAACUCUUUCAACGUCUUCGGCUUCGUUACCGUCGCUCACAUUCCAUCAAGGUACAGUUGCAUCGUCAUCAUCGUCGUCGUCCAAUGCAUCAUGGUACCCUCAUGGUGUUGUACAAUCGCCUCAAGUAGCGCAAUACGCGCCAUACCUCCCCGGUGAUCACGAUUGCAGUGGUUACAGCGGUGAAACACCCUCAGGUUUAAGUUCGCUUUAUCAUCAUGUCCCGCUGGAGUCGCAGCCAUUUGAAGAACCCGAAGUUGUGUCAGAUCAGGGUGAUGCACCACCAUUCACGCAGGAUGACCAACAGAACGACAAUCAAUUUUUCUUUACGCCGGGUUCAAGUGCGCUUGCAGGUUGGGGUGGUAGCAUUACAGGUACUGGUAGUUGGAGGGGUCCAAUGACAUGAUGGUCUCGUAUUGUUAUAUUCGAUGUCGAAGGGUAGCUCAUUGUUUGUCCUGCUGAUAAUCUAUUGUAGUACUAGUAUACGAUUCUUGCGAUUGUACUAUCUCAAAUCUAAUCACAACGGCAAUGGUUUGAAUGAUCAAUUGACUACUGCAUUAGGAAGCAAAAUCGAGUCCGAAAUCGAACGGUUCCGUGAAUUCGAACAGCCGACGUUCAAAAUCUAUUCUAACUCUAAGA
Suillus plorans is the source of this 1910-nucleotide messenger RNA. RefSeq lists its product as uncharacterized. The transcript has 5 exons. The record is from RefSeq and is a predicted model, not a curated record. NCBI's taxonomy places the organism in Eukaryota, Fungi, Basidiomycota, Agaricomycetes, Boletales, Suillaceae. The coding region runs from base 1 to 1677 and encodes 558 amino acids.